CUGCGUAGGCGCGCCCGGAAGCGCCGGGGCUGGGAACAUGGCGGCGUCCGCGAGCGGCUUGGGCGGCGCGGCCCCGGGACCGGAUGCCGGGGACUUCCUGGCCAGGUAUCGCCAGGUGUCGAACAAGCUAAAAAAGCGGUUCCUGCGGAAGCCUAACGUGGCGGAGGCCGGCGAGCAGUUCGGACAACUGGGCCGAGAGCUGCGCGCCCAGGAGUGCCUGCCUUAUGCGGCCUGGUGCCAGCUGGCGGUUGCGCGCUGCCAUCAGGCGCUCUUCCACGGGCCCGGGGAAGCUCUGGCCCUCACCGAGGCCGCCCGCCUCUUCUUGCGGCAGGAACGCGACGCGCGCCAGCGCCUCGUCUGCCCCGCCGCCUACAGGGAGCCACUGCAGGCAGCUGCCAGCGCCCUGGGUGCCGCUGUGCGCCUGCACCUUGAGUUGGGCCAGCCGGCCGCCGCCGCCGCCCUCUGCCUGGAGCUGGCCGCCGCCCUGCGCGACCUGGGUCAGCCGGCCGCUGCCGCUGUCCACUUCCAGCGAGCCGCCCACCUGCAGCUGCCCCAGCUGCCCUUGGCUGCGCUGCACGCGCUCGGCGACGCCGCCUCCUGCCAGCUGUUGGCGCGCGACUACAAUGGCGCCUUGGCGCUCUUCACGCGCUUGCAACGCCUGGCGCAGGAGCACGGCAGCCACCCGGUGCAACCGCUGCCGCCGGUCCCGCCGCAGCCACAGCCUCAGGUACAGUCGCAGCCAUUAGGCCUCCAGCAAGGACUCGGCGCAUCCCCAGCCCUGCAGGCCGCGCUGCUCCCUCCGAAUGCGGGCUCUGCAGCCGCGCCCUCUCCCGCAGUACUGGGAGCCUUUUCAGACAUCCUGGUACGCUGCGAGGUGUCCCGCGUGUUACUGUUGCUGCUCCUGCAACCCCCGCCCGCCAAACUCCUCCCAGAGCAUGCCCACACCUUGGAGAAGUACUCCUGGGAGGCUUUCGACAGCCACGGGCAGGAGACCAGUGGCCAGCUUCCAGAGGAGCUCUUUCUGCUGCUCCAGUCCUUGGUCAUGGCUACCCACGAAAAGGACACAGAAGCUAUCAAAUCGCUGCAGGUGGAGAUGUGGCCACUGUUGAGUGCCGAGCAGAACCACCUCCUUCACCUCGUUCUGCAAGAAACCAUCUCCCCCUCAGGACAGGGGAUCUGAUGACUCACAUUAACCAGGUGACUUUUUGCCUGUUACCAGACCUCACGCAUCUGCCUUUGCAUUUGGGGGAAAAUAAAAGACAUUGAUCACAGCAGUUCUACCUUGGUUUAGCUUAUUCCUCUUGCCACCAUAAAGACUUAUUCCCACAGCAGUGGGAGAAAAAGACAAUAUGAUAAGAUCAGAAUAGAACACACGCCUCGCUUCCCAAAAACUGCAAUAUAAAUAUGAGAAUCCUUUUAUCUAUUUCCUCUUCCACUCGUUGCCCUGCCCCAUUUCCCCACCCCUCAAUCUUCGUUUCAUUGUCAGGAUUUCAUUUUGCACAGUUGUCGACAUAUUUAAGCUAUGUGAUUUUUUAAAAUUAUGACUAAUUUCUCGGUGUAUUUCUAUAUCUGGCUAUGUGAUCACCCAUGUCUUUGUUUUAUCUGCCCCAUAUGUAUUCCUGGGAAUCAUUUGAUUCAUACAACCAUUGCUAUAGCCCUAAGGCCAUGAUAAAGCCAUUACAAUACUAAUUUGUGGUUUAGAUGUCCUUAAUCUAUAAAAUGGGUAUAACAUCUACCUGUUAAGAGUCAGAAAGCAGAAACAGUUCUUUUUUAGUUUCGAGAUGUAUUUACUUAUUUGAAAUUGACAGUGUGCCUAGUGUGUGGGCUAUGCCAGACAAGGAAUCUACAGAGAUAAUUUGUGAUGUGGUCCUUAUUGAGACAACACCAGUAUAAAUGUAUCUAGGUUAAGGUCAGGUUGGGGGGUGGAAUGAGGGGGUGUGGGGCCCAACCCAAUUGUGUGAGGUGUGCACUGAAAUUCACAUUUAUGUUCUAUUCUGAGAGGUACCUCUAAUCCACAUGACCAUUUUAAUUGUAGUAGGGAUCUUUCUGCAACUCUUGUUUAUCUCAAAUAUGUAAAAUCAGCAUGG
Phyllostomus hastatus (greater spear-nosed bat) is the source of this 2087-nucleotide messenger RNA. It is a transcript of the gene F8A1, whose product is annotated as coagulation factor VIII associated 1. Gene Ontology annotation, cellular component: early endosome. The record is from RefSeq and is a predicted model, not a curated record. Lineage: Eukaryota; Metazoa; Chordata; Mammalia; Chiroptera; Phyllostomidae. Gene Ontology annotation, molecular function: protein binding. Gene Ontology annotation, biological process: vesicle cytoskeletal trafficking.